AUGUUGUCUACACUUGCUCUCUUAACGGCCGGGAGCGCCCAAAACCAGGGGCCUCCUGCCGGCUACUAUCCACCGCAGCAGAAUCAACAGACCACCACCACCACCUACUACAACUCCCCCGCCCCGAACCAGCAGGGUUAUCCGCCUCAGCAAGCGCCAGGCGGCGUUGCUCCAGAGAGGAAAGCUGAGAGAUCCACAGGCAGACCGGCCCGCCACAAUACCAGCAACAAUUCCAACAACCUUACCAGCAGCCCUAUCAGCAAGCCCCUGGGUACUAUGCUCCCGGUGCCAGCACUACCGUCACCAGCACAACGUACAAUAAUGGAACUGCCUAUCCGGGUUAUCCAGCCGGCUUUGUGGGAGGCCCUGCUCCGCUGGCAUACGCAGCGUAUCCUAUGGGCCCAGGCGCAACUUACCGGGAUAUUCGUCGCCAGCAGCGUCUGGGCUAUUAUUACUGAGCGGUCGCCGCAGUUUUGA
Messenger RNA from Penicillium chermesinum, 477 nucleotides. RefSeq lists its product as uncharacterized. The coding region runs from base 1 to 477 and encodes 158 amino acids. The record is from RefSeq and is a predicted model, not a curated record. The transcript has 2 exons. Lineage: Eukaryota; Fungi; Ascomycota; Eurotiomycetes; Eurotiales; Aspergillaceae.